Messenger RNA from Penicillium longicatenatum, 771 nucleotides. RefSeq lists its product as uncharacterized. The coding region runs from base 1 to 771 and encodes 256 amino acids. The transcript has a single exon. Lineage: Eukaryota; Fungi; Ascomycota; Eurotiomycetes; Eurotiales; Aspergillaceae. The record is from RefSeq and is a predicted model, not a curated record.
AUGUCCACGUCGGUAUCUUUCGACCACGAACUUGCAUUGGCUCUGGAACGUCAUAGCAAGUAUAUCGGCACGGCAAAAGUCAGUUUAGAUCAGCUUCGCUUUGUGCCAGCUCUGCCCGAUGGAAUCGAUUCAAGAAAAUCCGAGCGGCUCCAAGAAAUAUUUAAAAUUGGACAAUGCGCGCGGCUCGACGUACAAAAUCAUAUACCAGCAAUAAUUUCACAUGACGCCAUUGAAGGCUCCUUGGCAUUUAGUGGAAUUACACGCGCAGACCUACUGAAUGCUAGUUCAGACAGACCGCCCCUGUUGAAUUUUCCUAAUGGUCAAUUGAAGGCACUACAUGGUCGGCAUCGCAUUGAAGCGGCGAGCAAAGCAUUAUUUCCCGAUGACCGUUGGUGGACAGUGGAUCUUUAUCUUGAUGGUAUUACUUCUAUCCGCAUACUGAUUCAUGCUCUAAUAUUCGCAGAUAUUGGGGAAGCUCUACGGGCUACACUUUUAGACGAGUAUGCCAACGAAUCGUUGCCCACAGAUGGUCAAAUUUACCGAAAAAUUAGACAAUAUGAGGGCGAGGGAAAUGUUUAUUUUCGAGAGCGCUGGUAUCUAAGGCUUUCUAAGACAGGUCGUGAGCGAUUAGACCAGCUAGAUAACCCUCGAAACCGAGCCUUGAGAGCCGGUUUUGAUAAAUUACUUGCCAUUCCUGGAGUGUGGGGCCGUGGUAUGCGGAUCAGUUUGCUGGCCCGUAUUAUAGCAUCCGACUGCAUUGAUGUGAGUUGA